AUGUCAUUCCUCUUGAGUUUUGCACGAAGCUUUACAUCCCUAUUUUGGAGUUAUAACGAUGUGAAGAACGGAGAAAUCGAGGAUGACGCGGUACCAAAGAUUUUGGAUUUUGGAGCUGUAAAUGAUGAAAUUUUAAUUUCCAACAGAUUGCUGCACAAAUUGCCGCAGGAAGUAAGUCAAAUAUUGCACAUGCAAGAAGAUGUUAAAUUUCCGAACUGACAGAGGAAGUACGCCAAGUGCGACGCUCAUUUUUUCUCUAAAUUUUUCACACGUGCCGGGUAUAGUCCACAUAUCAAUUCUAAAAAUUUUAGCUUUGAAACUUGGCAGAAAUUUAGAAUAAUUUUUUCUAUAAAAUAUAUGCGAGAAUCCUAGCUCGCGCUUUGCUGAAACCACCGUGAUUUUUAAGUCGAAAGUCGGCAAAAGUUUGAGACCUUUUGCCAAAUUUAGGCCAGAAAAGUUUCAUGCCUAUUUCUACCAUAAAGGGUGAUUUUUCUAUAAAAAAUCGAUUUUUCCGUACGAAACUAGCAAAGUUAUGGCAAAAGGUGUUUCUCUCCCUGAUACGCGUCGGAUACUUUCUCGGCCCUAAACAUUGUUGGACAUCUCAACGGCGCUUGCAAAGCACGAGCUGGAACCUUUAGAAAUUGAUAUUUAAUCUAUGCCCGAAGUGUGCGCGAAAUUUAAAGAAAAGCUGAGCGUCGCACAUGGGUGCUUCCGUUAUGAGAAAAAUCCGGCACCAAAUCUUCCGUAAAGUGUCCUUGCAGUUGUUGAAAAAAGGAAUAUCAAUAUUGCAGGUUCGCAUGUUGAUUUUGCGUCGCUUGAAGACUUUCGACGUCCUGAAGCUCUAUCAUCAUAACUGCUCGGACAUGAGUUGGGCCGACCAACGACUCCCACCAGUUCAUCGUUGCACGACGGACAAGACGGCUUCGCGUGCUGAGAGAGUGUACAGGUACUUCAGAUUGCGAUGCCUCUUUUACUGUCAACGCCACCUUUAGGGAGCUGGUCUACGUUUCGAGAAACACCCUUAGAUCUCAAGCUUUGCCGACGUGCAACAACACGCUAAAGGAGAUGUUUCAAACCUUCGACAGGCACCAUAAAGUGAACAUCGAGUUCACUGUGUUGUUUGAAGAACCGCAAGACAAACCGUUCUAUGUCGACUCCGCUUGGUCUUGGGUUACAUUCAACGGGCGAAUACGGAUCUACAAUAACGAAAAGAAAUGGGCUGGACGGGAGGAGGCCGUUUUGUGGCUUCGUAUCUGGGCGCAAUUAGUAAGUUGACUGUGCAAGAUUUCUGGAAUAUUAUUUGUCAAAAGUCGAAGUAGAUAGGUCUCCAUCAUCAGCAAAGACCGCCGAUUAUAAAUGUUCGUAUUUCCGUAAAACAUGAGUUGAUAUAUAUAUUGCCAAAGGAGCGUUUGCAGUGCGACGCUCAGAUUUUCUUUCCAUUUUGCACACCCAUGGGCAACAUGUCAAUGUCUGAAACUUUUAACUCGCGUUUUUAAGCUAACAAGGGAAACGCUCUAAUCGUAAGUGCGACGCUGAGAUUUUGACGAAACUUGUCACAAAUUUAGAUUGAUUUUAGCAAGACAUAUCCGUGAUUUCUAGCCACCGGUUUGUAGAAAUGACCGAGAUUUUUAGAUCGAAAGUUGACAAAAGUGUAACACUUUUUUUGCGGAUUUUAUCAUGAAAAGUUUCAUGUCCGUUUCUACCGUAGAGGGCAAUAGUUCCACAAAAAAUCAAAGAUUUCCGCAAUAAACUGGCAAAGAUAUGGCAUAAAGUGUUUUCUUCUCACAAUCAGGCCGCUCCCCGCGUUUGGCGUGCUCUCUCGGCCGCAGAGAUCGUUGAAUAUCUCGGCUGCGUCUGCCAAGCGCGAGCUAAAAUUGAUAAGUGGCAUAUGACAAAAGUGUGUGCAAAAUUUAAAGAAAAUCUGAGCGUCGCGCUUGGGGUACUUCCUUUGUAAGAGAAAAUUAUUCGCAGCUGGGAGACUUUCCUUGUAGGAUACGGAUAGGAUCACGCGGUUGCAUAGAAAGUUAUAGCAAAGAUCGAAUUAGAAACAUUGUGUAUGGAUAUGUCCGUUUUAGAAUGUCGUGUUUUGUUGGUUGUAGAUAUAAGACUGGUUGUAAUCUUUAAUUGACUGAUCAAAUAUUAAUACAUACACACAUAUAAACAACUGUUUCUCUUGCAGUUCGUGGAUCGAAAAGCUGUUGCUGCGUAUUACGACAAAAAGUUGAACCGAUUGUACUACGGGGAAUACGAAGGACGUGAUGGCAACAACAUAGUCGACAUCUUCUAUUCAACACCAGGAGAGAGAGGAAGGACCCGUGUGUUUCAAGUCCGCUCGCAUCUCGAUGCAAGGACUUUUAUGGAAGCGGCGGAUGAAAAGUUUUUCGUUGUGACCGAUUUGCUUUACGAAGAGCAUGCCAAGAUCAACUAUUAUGACAUGCAGACGGGCAGACAGUGCUUUAUAUGGUACGACGCCAUACUUGUGGAUAUGAUUCAAUGUGGGGACCAAUUGCUUCUGGAGACCGAGCAUAAGAUGGCUCUUUUUCAAGCCGGCGAAGACGGAAUCAAAAUGGUUUGGGAGAACUUGAAAGAUUGCAGUGUGCGACUGAAUGAGACGACUUUUGCAUACUGUACCAUCGGGGUUUUGAUGGUAGGAAAAGUCUUACGACUCGCGUCCCGACUUUUCGGGUCGACGACAGUUCGGGUCAAUACAAAAUCGAUCGAUACGGCGCGUAGGGCAGGUAGAUACUCAAAAAUAGGUUGUAGAAAGUGCCUACAAAGCCAUGCACGGCAACCCAGCUUUUUUGGUUUUUGUUACCUAUUGUACAUGUAAAAUACCUCAAAAUAGGUGAUAAACAAUCCUAGGACCCGAUAAAUCUUAUUAUUUCUACUGACUAAGCCUUCUCCUAGCCUCCCCAUGCAUACAACGAGGAAACGACGCGAUCCGUAGUAUCGCUGAUCCGAACUGUCGCUGACCCGAAAAGUCGUAGCGCCUUACGAUCAACUGUUAUAUCAAUUUCCCUUUGAAUUUUGUUUGAUUUCUAGUUUGCUCGGUUCGAUGAAGGCAUGCUCAAAGUCGAGUUCGGCUUCGUAAACACAUUCGAUUGCCCUAAGGAGGACCUUCAACUUUUACGGAUGGCCGACAAUAUUUUUGUGAUAACAGGCAACAACGGUUCCAAAAAUGUGUAUUUGUACGAAAUAUUUGACGGAAGGCCUCGUUGUAACCUCAUUUCGCUAAUGAAAACAUAA
This is a messenger RNA of Bursaphelenchus xylophilus (pine wood nematode), 3246 nucleotides long. NCBI's taxonomy places the organism in Eukaryota, Metazoa, Nematoda, Chromadorea, Rhabditida, Aphelenchoididae. The record is from the annotation of a GenBank genome assembly.